CACAGCUUUUGUGUUCUUUCUAUAUAACCUUCUUAGUCUCCCCUUCUUUGACACUCAACACAUCUUGUCCUCUACUUCAAUAGUUCAUUCUUUCUCUCUACUAUACUAUUCUCCCUUCUACCUUUUGCUCCCCUUUGUACUCAAUCCAUUAUUCCCAUACAGCGUGACUGUCUCACUUGCUUCCGUCUUGAGUGUUUGACCUGCUCUCCCAUUUGUGUCGUUUGAGACCAAUCAACCAACCAACCAUCAAUCAGAGGAACCGUAGUUGUUCCUCAAAUGCAGCUGAUCCCUCUCAAUUGUCUCUCCAUUUUAUUGCACUCCUCCUCUUUUACUCUUCCUCAAUUCUAUUUCCAUCAUCUUUGAGCAUCGUCUCAACAUACCCAUUGCUCCUUCUACUUGCUAUCCAGCAAUGACGACGGUAAAUCUUCUACGCGGUCAACCUCCCUCUCCUCCUCAGUCUCCCAGCAGCGACUCUGUCUCCAAUUCCAUUGCUAUGAGCCAAUCCUACGAGAAUCCUGACGGCAUAGUCAAGAUGGCCUACGAUAGUGACCCUCAGCCUUUGGCAUAUACUUCAGCCCCCUCUUUUUACGUCCCCAACAGUGAUUACUCACGAAUGCUUCCCAUGCAGUAUCCUAUUGCUGGCCACCCCGGCCUGAUCAACACCCCUCCUCCUACUGCUGAUGAAAGCGUUUUCCCAGGUGGUCUGGAAUCAACGUCUCCCUGGUCGGUCCCCAAACCGUCCUCUGCGAAGCCACGCGUUUCAAGAGCUCCCCGCAUCCAACGUCGAACCAAGAAGUUGAGAGAACGCUCCAAGCCCACUGUCACUGCUCCCUUGAGCGAAUCGACCAAGCAUUUGACACACAUUCCCCUUCGCGACAUGGAGAACUGGGUCCACCGCCCCAUCAAAACCCGUAUGCAAGAAGUUGCCAAGCGGAAUGGUCGUGUCGCUCGUCCUAUGAACUCCUUCAUGCUCUACCGUUCCGCCUACGCAGAGCGCGCCAAGCAGCUUAUCACUGAGACCAACCACCAGAAGGUUUCUGAAGCGGCGGGUGAGAGCUGGAAGAUUGAGUCGCGUGAGACCCGGGAGAAGUACGAACUUCUGGCCAGCAUCGAGAAGAGCAACCACCUCAAGGCUCAUCCUGGUUACAAAUUCUCGCCCUCCAAGAAGGACAAGAGCCCAGACGAGUUCCGUUCGGAGCCAGACCCUAAGCAGAGACCUUCCCCCAUGUCCAGCCCUUCUUUUGCCCAGAGCGGUCGCGGCAUGAGCUGUGGUGUGGAAAGUGGCGGCUGGGACAGCCGUGACUUUACUCCCUUUGACCAAGACCAUGGCCUUCCCUCCGCAAGUUAUUUGAGCUCGUCCUGGCAAACGGGCCACCCUGGCAGACCAUUCACCGGAAUGGAUGAGGCGGCGCACCACUAUAUCCCAUCGUCUAUCCCUGCGAGUGUCGUGAACCUGCAGAAAUUGCAGUACUCGUCGUCGACGGCCCUUGCGGGAUUGCCUGGUGGCACUCACCAUGACCUUCUUCAACCUCAGACCUCCAUACCGACCCCGGGUUCGUUCACUGACGGUCAGUUGGACCCUCAGCUGCUGAAGCGCGAUACGGCCAGCCCGGCUCAUGUCUAUCACCAUAACGGUGCCUACUACCCCAUGUGGCAGGAAGGUCCCAACUAUCUGCCUGCAACGACCUCCAUGCCGUCAAAUGCAGUGCCCUACACCGUCACUGGUUACCAGCCGGGCAUGCAAGCCUUGUUGGACAACCGGGAGUCAUGGGAGUCCAGCCAAGAGGCUGGUGUUGACGGACCCAGUGGCGGCGAUUUUGACAACUGGAUCAAUCCUCAUCCUACUGGGUACUAAUUGCUCAUGAGAUUUAAUCUUCACCAGCUCAUGCCCACUACGAUGAUGAUGAUAAUUAUGAUGACGACACUGAUGAGCUGGAGGAUCUUUUUACCAACGCUGUGAACUUUCAUUUUUUUUUUUUUUUUUUUUUU
Messenger RNA from Aspergillus ruber CBS 135680, 1989 nucleotides. RefSeq names its product HMG-box domain-containing protein. Gene Ontology annotation, biological process: regulation of transcription by RNA polymerase II. Gene Ontology annotation, cellular component: nucleus. Lineage: Eukaryota; Fungi; Ascomycota; Eurotiomycetes; Eurotiales; Aspergillaceae. The transcript has 3 exons. The record is from RefSeq and is a predicted model, not a curated record. Gene Ontology annotation, molecular function: RNA polymerase II cis-regulatory region sequence-specific DNA binding; DNA-binding transcription factor activity, RNA polymerase II-specific. The coding region runs from base 410 to 1855 and encodes 481 amino acids.